Messenger RNA from Centropristis striata (black sea bass), 3597 nucleotides. RefSeq names its product sodium/myo-inositol cotransporter-like. The record is from RefSeq and is a predicted model, not a curated record. Gene Ontology annotation, biological process: transmembrane transport; inositol metabolic process; myo-inositol transport. Lineage: Eukaryota; Metazoa; Chordata; Actinopteri; Perciformes; Serranidae. Gene Ontology annotation, molecular function: D-glucose:sodium symporter activity. Gene Ontology annotation, cellular component: plasma membrane. Bases 559 to 2715 code for a protein of 718 amino acids. The transcript is spliced from 6 exons.
AGGUCCGUGGACCAGAUCAACAGAUUUGAUUGGUGCAAGGAGCGUUUUCACACAUAGACGACAAAGGUAAUGAUGAUGAUGAUGAUGAUGAUGCUGCUGUGGGCGGAGGCUCCCGCUCCGGUUAAUAGGCUGAGGACCCUACCGGCUCCCAACCAGUCCGGAACUCUAACCAGUCUGUCAGUAAACUUUCCCACAGCGGAGACGGACUGGGAGCCGGGACGGAGGACACCAGCGUGCAGCACGAUCCUCCCAAGCUGCCAACCCACAACCUGCAUUGAUUCCCAAAGCUGAGGUUCACGACGAAAGAAGAAUUAUCUCAUACUUCUACUUGAUAACUUCUUUAUUCUGUAUAUAUAACAAUGUGCAGAUUACUGUAUUUCAUGCUUUUCCUGCUAAACUGAAACAGUUUGAAGCCCUGAAACCAGAUUAAAAGUUAGCUGUGGAGUUGGAUUUUAGUGUUAUUUUUAUUGUAUCUGCACUUAAAUGUUUAUAUCCAACACCUGGAACAAAACCAGCAUUUAGUUCUGUUGUGUUAAAGAGCUACAAAAGUGCUCAACCAUGGCAGCUGCAAUCAUGGAAGUGGCAGACAUCACUGUUGUGGUGAUCUACUUCAUCGUGGUGCUAGCAAUCGGUUUCUUUGCCAUGUAUAAAUCCAAUAAGAGCACCGUGAGCGGCUACUUCCUCGCCGGUCGCUCCAUGAACUGGGCGGCUGUCGGAGCCUCUCUGUUCGUCAGCAACAUCGGAAGCGAGCAUUUUAUAGGACUUGCUGGAUCCGGUGCUGCUAGUGGCUUAAGCGUGGCUGCGUGGGAAUUAAACGCUCUGUUAUUGCUGCAGUUGUUAGGCUGGAUAUUUAUCCCUGUGUACAUCCAGUCUGGAGUCUACACCAUGCCAGAAUACCUGUCCAAGCGGUUCGGCGGAAAACGGCUUAAAGUGUAUUUUGCGGCGUUAUCUCUCGUCCUGUACAUCUUCACCAAGCUGUCCGUGGAUCUCUAUUCCGGCGCCUUGUUCAUCCAGGAAUCCUUAGGGUGGAACCUCUACCUGUCAAUCAUCCUCCUAAUCACCAUGACGGCUUUGUUGACAGUCACAGGAGGUUUGGUCGCCGUUAUCUACACCGAUACAGUUCAGGCGUUCCUCAUGAUCGCCGGAGCACUCUGCCUCACCGGCAUCAGCCUCUUCAAAGUGGGAGGACUUGAAGGGGUCAAGGCUAAAUACAUGCAGGCAUCUCCGAACAUCACUGCCAUCUUGCUGUCUUCACCCAACUUGACGUAUUCUGAAUCCUGCCACCUGCACCUCCACCCCAAGCCAAAUGCUCUGAAGAUGCUUCGAGGCCCGAGGGAUCCAGAUCUGCCUUGGCCCGGUUUUUUACUGGGCCAGACUCCUGCAUCCAUUUGGUACUGGUGUGCAGAUCAAGUGAUUGUACAGCGUGUCCUGGCAGCGAAGAAUAUCGGCCACGCCAAAGGUUCUACUCUCAUGGCGGGCUUUCUGAAAAUCCUCCCCAUGUUCAUCAUUGUCAUCCCAGGGAUGAUUUCCAGGAUCUUCUUUGCUGACGAGUUGGCGUGCAUCAGCCCUGAGCACUGCAUCGAAGUGUGCGGCUCUGCGUCCGGCUGCAGCAACGUGGCUUACCCGCGGCUCGUCAUGUCCGUGAUGCCCGUCGGACUCCGAGGCCUCAUGAUGGCGGUCAUGAUCGCGGCUCUGAUGAGCGACUUGGACUCCAUCUUCAACUCGGCGAGCACCAUAUUCACGCUGGACAUCUACAAGAUGCUACGAAAGCAGGCGUCCUCCCGGGAGCUGCUGAUAGUCGGCAAGUUGUUUGUGGUCUUCAUGGUGGUCAUCAGCAUCGCCUGGGUGCCCGUCAUCAUCGAGAUGCAAGGAGGCCAGAUGUUCUAUUACAUCCAAGAAGUUACAGAUUACCUGACUCCGCCCAUAGCUGCUCUCUUCCUGCUCGCCGUGCUGUGGCGUCGCUGCAACGAGACAGGAGCCUUCUGGGGCGGCUCGGUAGGGUUCACCCUUGGUGCACUGCGUCUGAUUUUGGCGUUGGUUUACCGCGAGCCUCACUGCGAUCAGCCUGACGAGCGGCCAUCGUUCAUCAAAGAUGUCCACUUCAUGUAUGUGGCAGCCAUCUUGUUUUGGGUGUCGGCUUUGGUGAUGGUUGUUGUGAGUCUCUGCACUCCUCCACCCAGAGAAGAACAAGUCAGAACCACCACUCUGUGGGGGAUAAACAAAAGAAAGAGACUAAAACAGCAAGAAAAAGACCAAGCUGGAGAAGAUUUCAAUGCUUUGAAGCCUCUAAACCUUGCAAUGCUCAAUGGAAACGGCAAAGAAAAGUGCCAAGGCGUUGAGUCCAAUCAUGAAAAUACUCAACCAAGCAACGGUCACCCUAUAACAGCCAGUGACACAGAAACGCAUCUUCAAAGCCAGAAUGGUUGCCACUCAUUGAUCUCAGACCCUAAAAUGGUAGAAGAGGGAGAAGGGAGAGGAGCAGAGGAAGGUUGCCUUGGAGGAGGAGAGGAAGGUGGGACAUGUAUGAAGGUCCUCAAGUGUUUCUGUGGCUCCCACGAGGAGCCGUCCAAAGCUCAGGUCAUCACCGUCCAGGAGCAGGAAAAGAUCAUGGACGAGCUUCUUCAUGAACCUCGACGAACCAAAAUCAUCCUAAACUUAGGACUUGCGGUGAUUUGUUCUGUCGGGAUCUUUCUCUUCAUCUAUUUCUCUGUCUAGGCUUGUAAAGUACAAACAGGACUGGUUUGCAGGUGAGAUUCAGUUUAGGCUGCAAUCUAAAUCUAUUUUUAUCUGUUUUUUCUUCCUACAAAAUUGGAUCAAGAACCCCAAAUAGAUUUGAAAUAUGCUCAAGAUAAUGCUGAGGAACCAACUCUUGAAAAGUUUUUUUUACAAAGAAAUUUGUAUUUGUUGUAUAUUAUGAAAUGUAUUUUUGCACUGUACUUAUAAUUGGUGGUAACUGUCAUGGGUUUAAUAUGUCGUUGACAUGAGUCACAUAACUUGGACUUGUGUCACAAAUUUAGUAUGACUUGAUCAAAUCAGCAAGACCAGGUUCUGGGGGAUGAUGAGACAAGUUAGUUAAAAAACUGCAUGAUGGAAACAUUGUGGAUGAAAGAGAGUCUCUUCUUCUGUUUAUUGGCAGUUGACAAACAGAUUAAAGGUGUAUUACUGCUGCACUCUCAGUCUGAUCUUGUUAAUAAUCGUAACACGAUAUGCACUAGUGCUCAUCAAAAAGUCAAAAAGUGAUGUUAAAAAUAAGCAUUUAAUGAGAUCUUUUUGUUGUUUUUGUAAAAAAUAAUUUUCUACAACUUUAAUAGAACUUGUGUCCUCCACAUAAACGGUUUAAAAUCUUUAUGAAUGUAAAUUAUGUUGUUUUUAUUAAUUUGUAAGAGCUGAUGCUAACCCUGAUCUCAGAUGUGAAGGAGAGCAACUCCUCCUCCUGGACUGAUCAUCUGACAAUUACAAUUGAAUUCUGAAGAAACUGAUUAAAUUGAAGAUAACUUCAGUGGUAUUUAUCAUUGUUACUGUUGUGAGGAUUUUCAUUAAAGCUUCAUUUGCUAUAAAGUUCUUGUUGAAAUUCAUUUUGGGGCCGAGAUAUCAAUA